This is a messenger RNA of Phyllopteryx taeniolatus (common seadragon), 9660 nucleotides long. RefSeq names its product DDHD domain containing 1b (gene ddhd1b). Gene Ontology annotation, cellular component: cytoplasm. The transcript has 13 exons. The record is from RefSeq and is a predicted model, not a curated record. Lineage: Eukaryota; Metazoa; Chordata; Actinopteri; Syngnathiformes; Syngnathidae. Gene Ontology annotation, molecular function: metal ion binding; glycerophospholipase activity. Bases 298 to 2853 code for a protein of 851 amino acids.
GGAACUUCCCCUGUCCUUUUCUCGCUGACUUGCCUUCCAAACUAGCAUCGCUUAUUAUAACAGUAGUGACUGUGAUGAAUGAAUAGCAUUACAGCAGGCUAUAUUUGUGUGUGUCCGGAGUCGGUUAUCAUCGGUUGUUGGAAUCGGUCCUAAUAUUAAUAUUAUUAUUCCUAUAUCAAUAUUAUCGCGGUCGGGACAGACAGGCGAGCAGAUGUUCCAAACUGGGAAGAAAGCUUUAUGCCGGGAUGACAAGGGGCUAGCCCCGACACAGCAACGUUGCGUGGAACCGUGAGCGAUAUGAAUAUCCGCCAGCAGAGCUCGGAUAAUAACUCGGUGAGCAGCAGCGAAUGGGACAUGGCAAAUGACGUUUUCGUGUCCGGCUACGACGAGCACCCGACGGGAACGGAAGCCCGCGCCGGCGGCGGGUGUGACCCGGCGGAACCGGGUUUGGACAGACACCUUCCUCUUUUACCGCAGGACGGCCUCAUGCUGGGCCUGUCCGAUGAGGAAUACUCGAGAGAAACUCCGUCGUAUCUGGACAUCGAGCGAAGCUACAGCGAAAGUGACAGCAACGCGACGAGCAAGAAACGCGUGCGUUCCAACAGCUCCAGGCACAGGGGCGAAAUCGUCACGGAGCUGGGCCCGGAGGAGGUCAGGUGGUUUUACAAGGAGGACAAGCGGGCGUGGAAGCCUUUCGUCGGACACGACUCUUUAAAAAUCGAGAGCGCCUAUGCGAGGUUCGCGAAGCACAGCCCCGACGAGGUCAAACGCCCCCGUGAGCCCGUCGAGAGCCGGCGCAAAGAUGCGGCGGAGGACUGCCGACGGCCCUCCUUGUCCGAGGAGAUGAGCGACCCGGACGGCACCGGCACCGGCACCGGCACCGGCAUCGGCAUCGGCACCGGCACCGGCACCGGCACCGGCAUCGGCAUCGGCAUGAACACGGAGGCAGUGUGUGUGAGAGGGGGGCUCUAUGAAGUGGACGUCAGAGAAAAGGAAUGCUACCCAGUUUACUGGAACCAGCAAGAUCGUAUUCCUGUGAUGAGAGGCCAGUGGUUCAUUGAUGCAACCUGGCUUCCUUUGGAGGAGGAUGAGAGUGACAUGAUUGAGCAAGAGCACCUUGCCCGUUUCCGGGGUCAACAAAUGAGGGACACCUAUGAAAUGGAGGUAGUGACCACCACAGUAGACAGCAAAGAUGCUAUUCACAGUUUGAAGCUGAGCCGGAGCCAUGUUGACUGGCAGAGUGUGGAUUUGGUGUACCUGUACAGCGACGCUACCACAUCCAAGAUUGCACGAACUGUCACUCAGAAACUGGGCUUUUCCAAAGCUUCAAGCAGCGGGACACGUCUCCACCGAGGGUAUGUAGAGGAGGCAGCUCCUGAGGACACCCCACCUGAAACCACACACAUCGUGUUUGUGGUGCAUGGCAUUGGUCAGAAGAUGGACCAGGGUCGCAUUAUUAGGAACACCAGCAUGAUGAGAGAUGCUGCCAGAAAGAUGGAGGAGAAGCACUUUCCUAAUCGCACCACAGAGCAUGUUGAGUUCCUUCCUGUUGAAUGGCGGUCGAAACUGGCUCUUGAUGGAGACACAGUGGACACCAUCACUCCAGACAAACUGAGAGGUCUCAGAGACAUGUUGAAUAGCAGCGCCAUGGACAUCAUGUACUACACUAGCCCGCUUUACAGAGACGAGAUUACCCGAGGUCUGACUCUUGAGCUGAACCGUCUUUACUCACUUUUCUGCUCGCGAAAUCCAGACUUUGAAAAAAAUGGGAAGGUCUCCAUCGUGUCACACUCCUUAGGCUGUGUCAUCACUUUUGACAUCAUGACUGGCUGGGACCCGGUGCGCUUUCAUCAUUUAGAAGUGCCUGAUCCGGAAGAAACUAAGGCCCGCUGGCCAAGUGUUGAAGAGCGCCAACUUCAGGAGCAACUCAGACUCACACGCCUCAGGUUGAGGGAUUUGGAAGAUCAGUUCCAGGGUCUGCAGACCUUGUCUUGUGUUGCAGUUCCGGCAAUGAAAUUCAAGGUGGAGAAUUUCUUCUGCAUGGGCUCUCCUCUGGCAGUAUUCUUGGCAUUACGAGGCAUCCGUCCCGGAAGCAAUGUCGUCCAGGACCAUAUCCUCCCCACCUCAAUCUGCAAACGCCUCUUCAACAUAUUCCAUCCCACUGACCCUGUGGCAUACAGAUUGGAACCUCUUAUCUUAAAGCACUACAGUAACAUUGCACCCGUUCAAAUCCACUGGUACAACACCACCAGCCCCACGCCAUAUGAUCAAAUUCGCCUGACACUGCUGAACCUUCCCAAGGAGACAACAUCUAUAUCGGAUUCCGAAAGCCUUGCCAGCCCUUGUACCUCUCCGCCCCAGGCACGACGUCACUAUGGCGAGUCCAUUACCAGCCUGGGCAAGGCCAGCAUCAUGGGUGCUGCGAGUCUCGGAAAGGGAAUCGGAGGAAUCCUGUUUUCUCGCUUUUCUCGAUCCAGUUGUCAGGUGGGUGGAAUGGAGGAGGAGCCCUCAGAUUUUGAGGGUCGAACCACAGAAGCGGAAAACGCAGCGGGAGAGAAGACAGUUCUCCCCGAAAGUGAUGAGAAAGAAAAACUAGUCGAGGAGGAGCAGAGGGAAAUAGAGCAGCCAAUGUCGCAAUCCACUUCAGUGGUCAUGGACCACACCUCCUUGGAACUGGAAAGACGCAUGGACUUUGAGCUGCGAGAGGGCUUGGUCGAGAGUCGCUAUUGGUCGGCGGUGACGUCACACACAGCCUAUUGGUGCUCUUAUGAUGUGGCGCUUUUCCUCCUUACUUUCAUGUAUAGACCACAAGAGCCUCCUGAGACUGCUGAAGACAACACAGAUGCCUCAUAAAAGAAAUACAUGGCAUGGGCGGUCAAUUCAUUUUCUAUUCGCAUUUGAAAAAGAGAAUGAUCGCACUCUCUUUUGCAUUUACAGUUUUAGUACAAAAUUAUCUACUAAAAAAAAAAAUAAUGGUACUGAUUCGAGAUUAAUGCUAUUUUACACACCGGUACUAAAAUGGGGACAUUUGUUAACCUUACAAAGUUACAAACCAUAUUUGUUUUAUACAUCUUAUUUUUACAUCAUGGAUUUCAAUAUAGACACCAAAAUGUCCCUUUUUUUCAUUUACAAUUUGGCGUCACAGGCGCAUGAAAUGACUGUUACCAAGUGAAUUGAAACUGAAUUGCCAAAUGCUCAUAUAGGCACACGCGCGCACACACACACACACACACACACACACAAUCUAGCUUCGACACAACGGACGUGCUGUGCCCAAAGCCUUGUCCUCUGACCAUUUGUCCACAAAUGCCUGCUCAUGAUCUUUUGCGGCAGCAACUGCUUCCUGCACAGAACCCUUCAUAGCCCUUAUUGAACUUUUAGUGUUCUGUGUAUCAGGAGGAUAGCUUCCAUCUGUGACUGAGGUCGUGAUGAUCCUGUUGUCCCAUAAUUUAUCCUACCUGACCAUUGACCAGUACGAUGCUCAGCUUUGAUAUCAUUAUCAUUUCCCAACAAAACACACCAUGGUGAGACAGAUAUAGUACGAGUUAUAAUACUAGGAGUAGUCCAAAUAGUUUGUCUGGGGGCGAACUUAUAGCCCAGUACAGUACCGUACAGUAGUUAAAAAAAAAAAACAACUACAAAAAGCUUAAUUUUUGUCACUUUUCAGGAUUUGUAGGAAUUAAUUUGGAGUGACACAAUGACUUUUUUUUUUUUUUUACACAUUUGCUGCAUGUGCAUGUCAUUUCGUAAGAUGUUUAGAGGUCACUCAAAAAGACCAGCUCAUGUUCAAUCUGAUACACGGAUGUAACUUGUUACGAGAAUUAUGCACUAGUGGCAUAUCCACAGAAAUGCCCCCCUUGUCCUGGCUUUACAACAACUCCAAUUUCUGCCGUGGUCCUUUGUUCUACGUUUGUGCCUGCGCGUUUGUGUGUGUCAGUGCAGGCUGAAUGGAGAAAAUGGGUCAAUGGGUCAUUUUCAUAUAAUUUGAUCAAUAACAGUAAAGACACACAAAACAAAUCUAAUUUAGCAGCUUUUUAUUCCACCUUCCACCAUAUGGAUAAAUGUCUUCCAUGAUGAAACUGCCACACUUAAAGUACUAUUUGAAAACGUUAUUGACAUGCAUAGUGAGGGCAAGCCUUAUUGACAGGGUAAUGGUGGUGGCCCAUUGAAAGAGGCUUGUUAAAACCGUAAAGACAAACAAAGACAAAAAUCAUGUGCGAUGCACAAUUUACGUGUUGCCCUUCAAACUCUGCGGAUACAAGUGCAUACAUGAGCCUAACUACUCAUUAAACCCAUUAUACUCUUGUCUUCAUACAGUCGUAAUAAUGGUAGAGACAUGCAAUAGUUCUGACCCUUUCACAAAUCCAUACAUACUGUAUGAGUUCAUAUCUCAAAAAUCCAUCCAUCUGAGGGGUUCCGUGGCGUUCCCAGACGUUCUAGCAUGUUCUGGGUUGUCCUCGGUACCUCCUCCUGUCGGGACCUGCCCGGAACACCUCGCCAGGGAGGCAUCCAGGAGGUAUCUUAACAAGGUGCCGGAGCCACCUUUCCUGAAUCCUGUAGUUGUGGAGGAGCAGCGGCUGGACUGAGUCCCUCCCGGAUGAGCAAGCUCGUCACCCUAUCGCUAAACGAGAGCCCGGACACCUUGCAGAGCAAACUCAUUCCGGCUACUUGUAUCUGCGAUCUUGUUCUGACCCACAGCUCGUGACCAUAGGUGAGAAUGUAGAUCGAUCGGGAAAUUGAGAGCUUCGCCAUUUCGGCUCAGCUUCUUGUUUACCACAAUGAACCGAUAGAGAGUCUGCAUCACUGCAGACGCUGCACCAAUCCACCUGGUGAUCUCCCGCUCCAUUCUUCCCUCACUCAUGAACAAGACUCCAAGAUACUUGAACUCCUCCACUUGGGGCAGGAUCUCAUUCCCGACCCGAAGAGGGCACGCCACCCUUUUCCAAGAUUUGGAGGUGCUGAUUCUCAUCCCGACCAGGGCUGUAACGGUUAUGUAUCGAGACCGAAAACUGCAGUUUUCAAAUACACAAUCCUGUGUUGUCUUUGAAAUGUUAGAACCGCGACAUGCCCUUUCAACUGUGAGCUUCCACUCCGCAUACAGCCAUAUGCGCUCACAGUGCUACCAAACUUAAUAUAAUGAAUAUUACAAAUGUUUUAAGUUGACAUAAUAAAACAGAAAUCUUGAUUGAAGAUGCAUUUCUCCAUCAAGCCUCCUCCAAAUGCGUGUCAUCAUUGUCAUGGGACCACUUUUUCCGGUGAGCGCAGUGACCCCGUCUCAUCGCACCGACCACCUUACGGCCACAGCACCGGUAAGCCGAAUCAGCAAUGGAGGCAUGGAACAUGGUCCACUCGGACUCAGUAUCCCCUGCUCCCCCAGGACGUGGAAGUUCAAACUCCUUGCAAAAUCAAGAUGGCCUUUGUGGUCGCCUCAAUUACGUGCUCUCUAGUACUGUCUAUGUUUUUGUGUUUUUUGCUCGUCUUUUUGGAGACAUUACGCGGCUCACUUACACAAGGGAAGACUUGCUAAACAUUAGGGAGUCGACCCCAGACUUUCUUUCACUAACUUUCGCAAAUCCGCUCAGUUUUUUCUCCGAGUUAAUCACCGGGGGGCGCGGCUGCUGUCUCUACGGAAUCUACGCUCCCUACCCAACAAAAUGGAAGAGCUUCAUCUUCUGACAAAGACCAGUAAAGAAUCAGGACGUUCCGCCGCCCUGAGCUUUACGGAGACAUGGCUUUGUGAACGCGUCUCCGAUGGUGCCGUAAUGCUUCCGGGCCUCCAACUGCACUGGACAGACCGCGUCAUGGAGUUAUCGGGGAAAACUUCUAUAUCAACGAAAAAUGGUGUACUGGCGUCACGGAGCUCAGCACGCACUGCAGCCCGGAUUUAGAGUCGCUUUUUUUGAACUGUAAGCCAUUCUACUCGGGCGGCACGGUGGACGACUGGUUAGAGCGUCUGCCUCACAGUUCUGAGGAGCGGGGUUAAACUGCUCUAAUUGCUAGAGGACUCUGCAUCUUUUUGCACAAUUGUUAAGGGGAAAACAUGUAAUUGUACCGGCAUUACCACAUGACUGGUAACGUUUUAUUGCUCAGUGUGUGUGUUUUUUAUGUCUUUAUGUCUCAAAAGUAUUCUCUGUCAAUUGACUGUUGUCGUACUAGAGUGUCUCCAACUACCGGAGCAAAUUAAAAUUCCUUGUAUGUUUUUGACAUACUUGGCAAAUAAAGAUGAUUCUGAUUCUGAGUCUGAAAGGGGGACUCCACCAGUUGUCCCCUGGAUACCAUCACAAUACGUUUGUGUCUGCCAGGUCGGACUAUCUUCCCCCACCAUAGGAGCCAACACACCACCAGGUGGCGAUCAGUUGACGGCUCCGCUCCUUCUCUUCACCCAAGAUUCCAAGACAUGCAGCCUAGGGUGUUGGCACCAGGACACCCUUAUGUCUGAACAUGGUGUUCAUUAUGGAUAAUCCAUGACAAGCACAGAACACCGCUCGGGUUAUGGUCAGGCGGGGGGCGUUCUUCCCGAUCACGCCCCUCCAAGUCUCAUUGUCACUACCCACGUGAGCAAUGAAGUCCCCCAGCAGAACGAGGGAGGCACGCUGAGCUGCUGUUUGGUCAGUACCUGUCCCCACACUCAAAGGCGGUGGAAGGCUACCCUCUUAUCCACCGGGGUAAACCCCAACCUACAAACACCAAGCCAGGGGGCAAUUAGUAUGCCCACACCUGCUUGGCCCCAGAGUGGAAUAGAGUUCAACCUCUCGAGAGAAAACUGGUACAAAAGUGCAAACAGUGUGUCGAGGUGAGCCCGACUACAUCUAGUUGGAACUUCUCAACCUCGCACACCAGCUCGGGCUCCUUCUCUGCCAGAGAGGUGACAUUCCAAGUCCCUAGAUUGGGCUGGGGGAUUAGCUGCAGGGUGGAGAGGGGCUGCCCCCCUUUUCUCCAAUGUCUUCCAGCUGGUCGGACUGAGCCUGCAGGAGUCUAGCCUCUUACUUCACACACACUGCACAGUUUUAUUCCUCACACUGUACAUAUUUCACACACUGGGUACGUCCCCCCCGCCCCCCGGGUCCCCGCCUUCCUCCUCUCCUGGCGCCCUUGCCCGUCAUUGCUCACACCAAGUGCUUGCCAUGAGCUCGCUUUUGGCGAGCUGUGAUUUUUUUCAAGUGGAAGCUGGCUCCUGCGUUAGGCCCUGUUAGUGGUCGGGGCCCCCAUGCUCUCCGGGGGUGGCUGGGUGGUGGUCGGGUGGUCCGUUUCCCUUGCCCCUCCCUUCGGGACGAGUCAGGGUGCUUCAGUUGAGCUGGGGGAACGUCCACAAAUAAGAACAUGAUUUUACUUGGUAAAGUUACUUGUAGUCAAAUAUCUAGACUAUCUAACUAUUGUUCUGCCCCGGUUCGCCCCUUGUUCAUUCUGUCCCUGGGUCUAUCCCCUUAAAUGCUUUUCUGUCGAGCUACAUUUUCAAUGGACGUCAGAAUGAUUUAAAAAAAGUAAAAUAAAGAACCAAAAAAAAAGGAACUAUGAUGACACUAAGAUGCAUUGUUGUUCGUUUUCAUGGAAAAGGCAUAUUAAGCAAUUGGAGAAAAAAUCUUAUAUAUCCAAAAAUAUAGUUAUCAACUUCAGAAAAAAUGUCAUAAAACUUCAUUUCGGACACCUAACGGUAAAGACAUUUUGGCAUGAAAUAUUUGAAAAAGGGUCUUUAGAAUGUCUUUUUUUGACCUUUUGCUGGAUAACAAAUGACAAUAAUUCAAAUACUCAUCAGUCAAAUGAAUUGGGUUUUCAAAAGGAAAUCCAUUGGGCCAUGGCUUUACUGUUAAUAAUCAAAUUAUAUUAAAAUGACCCAAAUACUCAGAAGUAAAACGAGUCCGUGUCCAGUGAUGGAACGGCUACAAAUGUGAAGGCUUAAUCACUGUAUUUAACCCUAUUUUUCUCCAGCUGUUACACUGUCAAAUCAGCUCAAGCAUAUUUUGGGUGUAUGCAGACAUUAGCAUACUGGUGAGAGCUGACCUAGUUACUGAAGGCCAAGAUUUACUUCGUGUUCUUAUUUACUAAUGUAGAAUACAGGAAAUGAUUGACUGGCUCACAAUCUUCACAAUUCUAGUUCAUGUCUAAAUGUGUUUGAUGGGCUCAGGGCCAGUGUCGCCACAGUGACCUUGAAAAAGUAACUGAGUUACUGUACUGAUUACUUGAGCUUAAAAGUAACUAAGGAACUUUAUAGUUACUUUCAGCAGCUGUCAAGUGGCAGGAAUAUCACUUAUCCGCAGUACAAGAAAAGCGUUAGCGUAACCGUACCCAUUACUUGGGUUACGAAAAGUAACUAUUGGCAGAUAAAUCAAAGUAACUGUAAUUUGACUGCUCUAAUAUAAAAAGUAACGCAUUAGAUUACUUAUGAUGUCACCGGACCACAUUUUUUGGGUGUUUUUUUUGUUCCUUGCGUAACGCGUUACUGGCAUCACUGGUCAGGGCUCAAGUUGGACCAAUCAAGUUCUUCUACACCAAACUCAUCCAAGCAUGCCUUUCUGGAGCACAAUAUUAGCAUCUUCUGUCCAAUGAUCAUGCGGGUAAUUAUGCAUCGGUCAUAUUUCAAUGUGAAAUGGCCAAAUGUUUGGGAGUUGCCAACAAUAUGUUGAGAGGAACAACAUUCGUAUGUGAAUUGAAUCUCAGUCCAACAUACAGUAGUAUAUAGCACGGACCACAAACUAGAAAUGGUUUUUUACACCGUGAUGUCUCACUAAUGUACCACUGAUUUGUACGAGCGGACAGCGGACACUGUAGAUGUUGGACUCUGAUCAAACUCAAACUUGCAGGCAAGCAUUUAGAAUCUCUAGUGUUGAAGUUCACUGCAUUUAUGGUCCGUGAUAUUCCCCUUUUUGUGCUUUGAAAACCACGUGUGUCCCGUGUGCUGUUCUCGAAUGGGGGGAGGGCUGAUGACGUGAUUUCCAUGGCCAACAUUCUGCAGAACCUUUCUCAAUACAGCCAAUGUUGUAAAUGUGGCAGAAAAUCAACAAAAUCCAAGUGACCACAAUCCUUUCGAAUCUUACAAAACAUUGCUUUUCUUCAAAAUUGUGCAGGGAAGUUAAUACAGUAUUUGAUGAAAAAUACCAAUCAAAUGCACAUUGUGAUGAUUUUUUUUUUUUAAUGAAUCCCCAACACAACUUAAAAGUAUUUUUUCCACUUUCUUAUGCCAUGUCCAAAGAAAUAUUCACUUGCUCCCAACGUUUGUCGUUUUGGGCAUAAGUGUCAGUCAGAAAGUCGUCUUUCCUGUUUCCAAGACAUGUUUAGCAAACUUAAGUUUUUUAAAAAUUCAUUUACAUGUUUCUUAUGAACUGCAGAUAUCUUUCUUUGAAUUGCGUCCAACUCUUUUGGAGAAAUGUUUGGCCGCCUGUUAUCUAGGUACUCCGUGUUGCAAUGCCAACGUUUCUACAUUAUCAUGGUUUUGGUGGCCAAGAUUCUCCAUUCAGUAAAACAACAAAAAUAUUGAAAAUGAAAAACGCUAAAAGUAUGACAUCAUGAGGGCAAACAAGACAACUCUUACCUUUAGCUAACAUGUUGGCCCAGCUGACAAAUGCCAAUUGUUAACUACUGUCCAAAUGAAUGGGCCAUGUCCAGUGUAUCACAUUAUUCCAAUAAGUAGACUCGAGUCCUUUUUAACAUGACGGAUUUGCUUCA